Pongo pygmaeus (Bornean orangutan) is the source of this 8223-nucleotide messenger RNA. It is a transcript of the gene PRKCB, whose product is annotated as protein kinase C beta. Gene Ontology annotation, biological process: protein phosphorylation. NCBI's taxonomy places the organism in Eukaryota, Metazoa, Chordata, Mammalia, Primates, Hominidae. The transcript has 17 exons. The coding region runs from base 96 to 2117 and encodes 673 amino acids. Gene Ontology annotation, molecular function: diacylglycerol-dependent serine/threonine kinase activity; zinc ion binding; ATP binding. The record is from RefSeq and is a predicted model, not a curated record.
AGCGGCCGCCUCCUCCCGCGCCUCCCCGGCCCGCAGCCCGCGGUCCCGCGGCCCCGGGGCCGGCACCUCUCGGGCACCGGCUCCCCGCGCGCAAGAUGGCUGACCCGGCUGCGGGGCCGCCGCCGAGCGAGGGCGAGGAGAGCACCGUGCGCUUCGCCCGCAAAGGCGCCCUCCGGCAGAAGAACGUGCAUGAGGUCAAGAACCACAAAUUCACCGCCCGCUUCUUCAAGCAGCCCACCUUCUGCAGCCACUGCACCGACUUCAUCUGGGGCUUCGGGAAACAGGGAUUCCAGUGCCAAGUUUGCUGCUUUGUGGUGCACAAGCGGUGCCAUGAAUUUGUCACAUUCUCCUGCCCUGGCGCUGACAAGGGUCCAGCCUCUGAUGACCCCCGGAGCAAACACAAGUUUAAGAUCCACACGUACUCCAGCCCCACGUUUUGUGACCACUGUGGGUCACUGCUGUAUGGACUCAUCCACCAGGGGAUGAAAUGUGACACCUGCAUGAUGAAUGUGCACAAGCGCUGCGUGAUGAACGUUCCCAGCCUGUGUGGCACGGACCACACGGAGCGCCGCGGCCGCAUCUACAUCCAGGCCCACAUCGACAGGGACGUCCUCAUUGUCCUCGUAAGAGAUGCUAAAAACCUUGUACCUAUGGACCCCAAUGGCCUGUCAGAUCCCUACGUAAAACUGAAACUGAUUCCCGAUCCCAAAAGUGAGAGCAAACAGAAGACCAAAACCAUCAAAUGCUCCCUCAACCCCGAGUGGAACGAGACAUUUAGAUUUCAGCUGAAAGAAUCGGACAAAGACAGAAGACUGUCAGUAGAGAUCUGGGAUUGGGAUUUGACCAGCAGGAAUGACUUCAUGGGAUCUUUGUCCUUUGGGAUUUCUGAACUGCAAAAAGCCAGUGUUGAUGGCUGGUUUAAGUUACUGAGCCAGGAGGAAGGCGAGUACUUCAAUGUGCCUGUGCCACCAGAAGGAAGUGAGGCCAAUGAAGAACUGCGGCAGAAAUUUGAGAGAGCCAAGAUCAGUCAGGGGACCAAGGUCCCAGAAGAAAAGACGACCAACACUGUCUCCAAAUUUGACAACAAUGGCAACAGAGACCGGAUGAAACUGACCGAUUUUAACUUCCUAAUGGUGCUGGGGAAAGGCAGCUUUGGCAAGGUCAUGCUUUCAGAACGAAAAGGCACAGAUGAGCUCUAUGCUGUGAAGAUCCUGAAGAAGGACGUUGUGAUCCAAGAUGAUGAUGUGGAGUGCACUAUGGUGGAGAAGCGGGUGCUGGCCCUGCCCGGGAAGCCACCCUUCCUGACCCAGCUCCACUCCUGCUUCCAGACCAUGGACCGCCUGUACUUUGUGAUGGAGUACGUGAAUGGGGGCGACCUCAUGUAUCACAUCCAGCAAGUCGGCCGGUUCAAGGAGCCCCAUGCUGUAUUUUACGCUGCAGAAAUUGCCAUCGGUCUGUUCUUCUUACAGAGUAAGGGCAUCAUUUACCGUGACCUAAAACUUGACAACGUGAUGCUCGAUUCUGAGGGGCACAUCAAGAUUGCUGAUUUUGGCAUGUGUAAGGAAAACAUCUGGGAUGGGGUGACAACCAAGACAUUCUGUGGCACUCCAGACUACAUCGCCCCCGAGAUAAUUGCUUAUCAGCCCUAUGGGAAGUCCGUGGAUUGGUGGGCAUUUGGAGUCCUGCUGUAUGAAAUGUUGGCUGGGCAGGCACCCUUUGAAGGGGAGGAUGAAGAUGAACUCUUCCAAUCCAUCAUGGAACACAACGUAGCCUAUCCCAAGUCUAUGUCCAAGGAAGCUGUGGCCAUCUGCAAAGGGCUGAUGACCAAACACCCGGGCAAACGUCUGGGUUGUGGACCUGAAGGCGAACGUGAUAUCAAAGAGCAUGCAUUUUUCCGGUAUAUUGAUUGGGAGAAACUUGAACGCAAAGAGAUCCAGCCCCCAUAUAAGCCAAAAGCUUGUGGGCGAAAUGCUGAAAACUUCGACCGAUUUUUCACCCGCCAUCCACCAGUCCUAACACCUCCCGACCAGGAAGUCAUCAGGAAUAUUGACCAAUCAGAAUUCGAAGGAUUUUCCUUUGUUAACUCUGAAUUUUUAAAACCCGAAGUCAAGAGCUAAGUAGAUGUGUAGAUCUCCGUCCUUCAUUUCUGUCAUUCAAGCUCAACGGCUAUUGUGGUGACAUUUUUAUGUUUUUCAUUGCCAAGUUGCAUCCAUGUUUGAUUUUCUGAUGAGACUAGAGUGACAGUGUUUCAGAACCCAAAUGUCCUCAGGUAGUUUGGAGCAUCUCUAUGAGAUGGGAUUAUGCAGAUGGCCUAUGGAAAAUGCAGCUGCAUAAUUAACACAUUAUCAAAGUCCUCUUACAAUUUAUUUUCCGCAGCAUGUCAGCUAAGUAGACCCAAUGGGGAGAGAAAAUGCCUGCUUUCUUUCCCUCUUUUUCUGCACUGCCAUAUUCACCCCCAACCAUCCAAUCUGUGGAUAAUUGGAUGUUAGCAGUACUCUUCCACUUCCGGGCCUGGAGCUUGGCUGGUAUCCAAGUGUAUGGUUGCUUUGCCUAAGAGGAAUCCCUCUAUUUCACCUGUUCUGGAGGCACCAGACCUUGAAAAGAACAUGUUCAAAAUAAAUGUUAUUUGUUAUUUUUGUAAACUCAAAGUUAAGAUGAUCAAAGUUCUAAAAUUCCAAGAAUGUGCUUUUAGACGGUCUCAAUCUAAAAGCACUUCAAGGGGUCAAAGGGCAACCAGCUUGGGUGCUACCUCAGUGUUGUAGUUUCUGAUACUUUAUGUCUUUGCUCACCCUCAUCCCCAAACUACUUGAAAAGGGCAUUUGGCACCACUCCCUGAAACAACACAGUCACUCUAGCAAGGCCCCCAAAGGGCCCUGGUUUUACAUUACAUUUCAAACUUUAUUUGCUUUGGGGUUUUGUUUCUGUUGUUGUUCAAAUGCAAAAAAAAGAAAAAAAAAGAUGACUCACAUUGUUACACAUGCUUUAAAAUAUGUGUUCAAAUGUUAUUAACCACAAUGACAACUUGCUUUGAUUUAACCAAGAAGUCGGCUGCGGAGCCUAGCAGACUCAGGCCUGUGGGAAUGGGAUUUGUUACAAAUCUAGGUUUGUUACUGGCUUUAGAAAGCUAAUGAAGUGCUCUGAAAAAGACACUUUCUUGAAACAAAGAUGGUUGUAUUCCUCACUUUGAUGUUGUUUUGCAAGAUGUUUGUGGAAAUGUUCAUUUGUAUCUGGAUCUCUGUUAUGUGCCAUUUUUCUUCUAGCAUCGAGAUACAAUAAAAAAAAAGAAAAGAAGAAGAAAUACUAUUUUAAGGAAAACUGAUCUUUUUGAAAAACAUGGACCUAAACUACAAAGUGGGAACUGAGGAGGGAACUCAGGAGAAAGGAACUAACUGCGGAGCUUUAAUCUUGGCCCCAGUGUUCAGCCACUUGGAGGGGCGGGGGCUGUGGCCCAUUCAGGGGCUGCUGGAGGCCUGUAGUGGGGUGGGAUGACCUGGCCAGAGCCAACGAGGAUACUGGAACUCAAAGUCAAGUUUAGAGACCAGCUGGGAACGUGAAUGGGGCUCUUGAUUUUCUUAUCAAAAUCACCACUCCUCCCAGCUUGGGCUAAAUAUUCUUUCUAGCAAGCAGCUUUGUGAGCUCCCUGAAGCCCCAGGAAACCCUUGGGUGGGAGAAAUUUCAUUUCUGUCUGAGCGGAUUAAGACAGCAGGUGACUCCUCCUCCUCGCCUGCCGUGUCCUGCUAUUCUCAGGCAGCUCUAAGGAGAAUUCUUAUCACAGUUCAAGUGAUUUCCAGAAGUUCCAGGGCUUCUGAGAGACCAUCAAGGGAACUUUAACAACUUGACAAAUGUCCUUGAAGUAAGAUGUCUCAUCUUUAGGGAAAAAUGGGGUUUGGAUUUCUGCUUAGGCAAAGUCUCCUGCAGUUCAUCCUUCUCUGUCCUCUUCUUGCUUCAGGCUUGGGGACCGUCCCUGCUGUCCCCACUGUAGUGGCAAUCAGGACCUAAGGUGAAGCAAACUUGAAGUUCUAGCUGACAAGUUUAGGCAGUAAGAGAAGGAGGGAAAUCGGAGCAAGGCUCCCUCACUUUAUUGUUGAGAAACUGGCAUCUGGAAAGAGGAAUGAACUUGCCCAAAGUCAGUCAGCUGGGAUAAAAACCUGGGUGUCCUGUCCAGAAAGUGCAGGGCACUUUCUGCUCUGUAGCAAGGCAACAGGCAUCUCUGAAUCAGGCCCACCAACACGCCCGUAUCUGGUGGUUGGAUCAUGAUCCCAGAUGAGGGAUCCCAUUGAGGUCCCGUAUCUGGUGGUUGGAUCAUGAUCCCAGAUGAGGGAUCCCAUUGAGGUCCCGUAUCUGGUGGUUGGAUCAUGAUCCCAGAUGAGGGAUCCCAUUGAGGUCCCGUAUCUGGUGGUUGGAUCAUGAUCCCAGAUGAGGGAUCCCAUUGAGGUCCCGUAUCUGGUGGUUGGAUCAUUAUCCCAGAUGAGGGAUCCCAUUGAGGUCCCGUAUCUGGUGAUUGGAUCAUGAUCCCAGGUGAGGGAUCCCAUUGAGGUCCCGUAUCUGGUGGUUAGAUCAUGAUCCCAGGUGAGGGAUCCCAUUGAGGUCCCUCAUCUGGUGGUUGGAUCAUGAUCCCAUUUUGCUUGGACAUGCUCUCAGGAAGACAAAAACCAUGGAGAAACACUAGGCCAUUGACAAAUGAUCUGAGACAACUUUAGAAAACAAUGUAGGAUGAAUGGAAAGAGAAAGAGAGAGAAAGAGAAAGAAAGGAAGAAAGAAAAAGAAGGAAAGAAAGAAAGAGGAAGGAAGGAAGGAAAGAAGGAAGGAAGGAAUAUAGUGUGUAUAAAUACUGCACUCAACAUUUUCCAAAUUCUUGCCAUUAUUUUUCAAAAGUUUAAUAGUUUGCAGAAAUAGAUACUCAAGCCAAAGUCUGUUUUAGAGAAACUUUCCAUGGAAAGUCAGAAUUUCUACCACUUCCUUUUCUAUCCACAUUUCCAGUGCAGAAGAAACUGAGAAACAGAGCUUUUUGAAGAGAGGACAGGGCCAUAGCCACAAGGGCCUUCUUGGGGGAUUAAUGGGAGGUCAGUAGAAUUAAUAACCCUCCUUGGAUGAGUGCUACUGUUCUCACAUGGCUUCAGAUGCUAUCAACCUCAAAGAAAUGAUCUCAACAGAGAGGCUUAUUCUCUCCCAACUUCUACGGUAAAAUCCAGGAGUGUUUUCUCUGGGGAUCUGCCCGCAGGACAAAGUCCAUAAAAGCAAGUCCUGUCUGGACCAUGUGGUUAUCUGAAGUAUCAGCCAUCACCAGCACAACAAAUGGGGCAGGGCUUUCCAAGGUGGGGCUGGUCAGAAGCGAAUGUUUGAUAAGAUGAUCACAGGCAGGGAAAGUGAAAUAGGGUUGAUGAGACCAGGGGAGACCUAAAAAAAAAGGCAGCUUUGUGUCUUCUAGCUCCAAAUAUACCUGCCUUUUAGCUCACACACUGUCCUGGAGUUCUCAGACCUUUAGGGGCCCUAACACAGUUCAGUUUAUACAGGGGUUCAAAAGGGACAGUGGCCCAUUUGGGAGACCUUUAGGAUCAAUGGGAAUAAAUUCCAUUGUUUUGCCUCACAGUAAAGUUUCUGGCUCGGGGGCAAUUAUAAGUUGCAAAAAGGAUAGAGGCAUAUCCCAAGUCUUCCUUCAUUCCACAAAUAAUUACAAACAACCUACUGUGUGCCAGGCACUAUUCUUAGCACUGGAAAUACACUAGUGAAGAAGCAGAUGAGGACCCUGUUUAUUGUUUCUCUCCAAGAAAUUCUCUAACAAUAUUGUUUCUUGGAGAGAAAUAAUAAAUAAACAAGACAAUUUCUGAAAGCAAUAAGUGCAAUCAAGAUAAUUAAAGGAUGCUAAAGUGUGACUUGUGGGGAUUGGGAGAGAGAUGCACAAUCAGUAUUAAAGAGGAGGCAUUCGAUCUUUGUUGUGAACACCGGAAGUAACAUGCUGAGCGCCUGGGGGAUGGAAACUCCUAUAGCACCCCACAGGCUAACAGCAGGCAGGACAAGACAAACAGAGCAGGUGGGACAUGGUAGAGAUGGACCCCACCCAGGAAACAGCUCUGUCAGCAUCUUAGCCUGCCCCACUCUAGCCACACAUACCCACGUGCACUCCUGAGUUCAGUGUGCCCACCUCACUCCCACACCCUCACAUAGACAUGGCGAGAGUAAGGAGGGAACUCCAUAGAAACAUUUUACCUAUCUCAGGGGAGCAGCCACAAAGAAGCAAGUCUUGUAAAAGGUGUUUUGCAAAGGACAGUGAACCCAGCAAUGAGAGAUCCCUAACACCUAGUGCCCAUUAGGGGGCUAAACCUAAAGCCUGGGUGGUGAUGGCUCAAAAGUUAAUGAGUCAGUGAAUCCUUACCGACCCCCUGGCCUUUAUAAUCUGAGGCAACUUUGGCUGCAGCCCGGGAAUGUGCAGGGCACUAGGGAAUCCAAGGCCUUCUUCCCUGGUUGUCUUGUAAUAAAACAGCCAUUGGGUUGUCCCUCCAGUCCGAGGGACUGAGAUGAGGCCUACGUAGCAGCGAUGUGGUCAGGUAAAAAUCAGGAACCCACUGAAAUCUUGGGCAAGCCACCCUGCCUGCUUGUGCCUCGGUUCUCUCAUAUGUCAUAUAUAGGAGGUGAGGACUCCAGCUCUACCUGCCCCAGGUGGGUGUGGUGAUGAUGAGGAAAGACAAGAGGCUUGCAAGGACCCUGAAGAGGUCGGAGCAUCAUACAGAUUCCUUUAUUAGCCCACAUUCUGAUGUUCCCUGCUGAGACUUGCCCCAAGCAAUUGCUAGUAAAAGGGGGUUAAUUUCUUCUCCACCUCUCUACUGAACAAAAAAAGAAAAGCCAGACUUACUAGGAGAAUCUAGUUGCUUUGGGUUUCUUUUGUUUUGUUUUAUUUUGUUUUAAGGCUCCCCUUACACACCCUCCUUUAAGCUUUGGGUUUUCUCUCUUAUAGUUUGUUGACUAGAUACAAGCUAAAAAUGUCUUUGGAGAGAACUUCUGCCUGAUAAACACCCAAUUCUAGACUGUGGGUGGAUUUUCGAGUUGACAGUGGUCAAUUCCUUUCAUUAAGCAGUGAUCUGAUUUCUCCACAUGGCCAUUCUGCCCAAAGUAGAUGGGCAGCAGUUCACCUUUUCAAAGAAAGAGGUCUUCUAGCCACCUGGGCUGCUACUGAAUGGUUUUCUCCAGGACGCUCUACCUAAUGAUUAUUUCUAUAACAUUAAGCAUGGUAAUAAGUAGCUUCCAAUUCAAUUCAUCCUAAAGCCAAAGAAAAUACAGCACCACACACACACACACACACACACACACACACACACUCCACUUUAUGGCAAUUCUUAACUGAAAUUCAAUGACUUACUUUUUUUCUUAGAAAAUUUCCACCACGUUUCUAUCCCCAAGCCAACAUACAAUGUGAAAUGAAAGCUAGUACAUGGAGUGCAGCUGCUAAAAAUUUUCGGCACAGGGCUCUUUCUGACUCUGCUCAUGAGAUGGUAUCAGCCACCCAAUGACUGGCGUAUCUUGGUCCUGUGUCUUUCUUCUUAUGCUGUGUUAAUGUGUUUACUUUCCAUUUGGCAGAGAGACAAGAGAGACACCUCCAACUUCGACAAAGAGUUCACCAGACAGCCUGUGGAACUGACCCCCACUGAUAAACUCUUCAUCAUGAACUUGGACCAAAAUGAAUUUGCUGGCUUCUCUUAUACUAACCCAGAGUUUGUCAUUAAUGUGUAGGUGAAUGCAAACUCCAUCGUUGAGCCUGCAGUGUAAGACUUCAGGCCAAGCGUAUGUAUCAAUUCUAGUCUUCCAGGAUUCACGGUGCACAUGCUGGCAUUCAACAUGUGGAAAGCUUGUCUUAGAGGGCUUUUCUUUGUAUGUGUAGCUUGCUAGUUUGUUUUCUACAUUUGAAAAUGUUUAGUUUAGAAUAAGCGCAUUAUCCAAUUAUAGAGGUACAAUUUUCCAAACUUCCAGAAACUCAUCAAAUAAACAGACAGUGUCAAAACUACUGUGUCUGAUACCAAAAUGCUUCAGUAUUUGUAAUUUUUCAAGUCAGAAGCUGAUGUUCCUGGUAAAAGUUUUUACAGUUAUUCUAUAAUAUCUUCUUUGAAUGCUAAGCAUGACUGAUAUUUUUAAAAAUUGUGAGUAAGCUUUGCAAUUACUGUGAGCUAUUGUCUCUUGGAGGAAGUUUUUUGUUUAAGAAUUGAUAUGAUUAAACUGAAUUAAUAUAUGCAA